This is a messenger RNA of Glycine soja, 351 nucleotides long. Its product is annotated as ethylene-responsive transcription factor 1B-like. The transcript is spliced from 2 exons. Gene Ontology annotation, biological process: regulation of DNA-templated transcription. The record is from RefSeq and is a predicted model, not a curated record. The coding region runs from base 1 to 351 and encodes 116 amino acids. Lineage: Eukaryota; Viridiplantae; Streptophyta; Magnoliopsida; Fabales; Fabaceae. Gene Ontology annotation, molecular function: DNA-binding transcription factor activity.
AUGGGUCCAAACCAAUGGGUCAACCUGAUCCACCACGGGUGUGAGCAAGCGUGCUUCGUCGCCUCGACUUCUGUGACUGGUUACUCUCUCUCUCUUUCUUCUCACACUCAGACACUCCUUCACUCUUCAUACAAUUUCAAAAUCCCUAAUCCAUCCUUUACGCUGCAUUCUUCUCAAAUGUGUGUGUUUGGCAUUCUGCAUUUGGCUGUGUUGAGGCGUUUGGUUUCCUCAGAUGCCUCAUGUGAGAUGAGGAAGAAAACCAUGGAUCCCUCCUCUGAGAAGAAGUUCCGCGGCGUCCGACAGCGACUGUGGGGGAAAUGGGUGGCGGAGGUUCGGAAUCUGGCAAGAUGA